AUGGGUUUUCGACUGGGAUUCAUCUUCGACGGCGGCGAGGCUAAGGAGCUAAUACCGCUCAAGCUUCUCUACGUGAUCCACUACUUCGCCUUCUCAAUGCAGACGUACCUGCCGAUCUACUUCGAUACGACGGCUAACUUCUCGAAGGCGCAGAUCGGUGUGCUUCUCUCUAUUCCGUGCAUUUGCGCCAUCGUCAGUCCACCGGUUUGGGGAGCCAUCGCCGACGGUAUUCACAACCAGAAGCUCGCGCACACGGUGUGCCUUGUGUCGGCGGCGUUCUUGUUCUUCUCCAUCCAGUACGUUUCGUCGUUCCCGAUCAUGUGUGCGAUGGUGUUCAUCGCCAACUUCCAGACGCAGCCGUCCUUCUCGCUGCUUGAUCACGCGUCGAUGGCGUGGCUAGAGCGCGUUGGUGGAGACUACGGCAAGCAGCGCCUAUACGGUGCGGCAGGGUACGGUGCUGGAGGUUACUUCGCCAGUGUGGUGGCUUCAUCUCUCGGCAUUAAGUGGUGUUUCAAUAUGGUGCUCAUUCUAUCGAGUAUAUCGCUGUUCCUGCUGCUGACGUACGUCCCGAACUUCCAGCACGAAGCGGAAAAGCACCAGAAGGGCGAGUUACUCAAGAGUUUGAAGGCCAUUCUUCGCCAGCACGACGUGCUCGUUCUCUUCGUGAUUGUGAUUUUGGGUGGAAUCAUGGGGGGAUUGAUAGACAACAUGUUGUUCCUGUAUCUCUUCAACCUGUCCGGCAACAAUCCGCACAUCGUCGGCGUGGUCAUCGCUGUCGAGACCAUCUCGGAGCUGCCAUUUUUCUUCCACGCCAACAAGAUCAUUGAGCGCUUCGGGACGCCCAAGUGUGUCUUCGUGAGCUUGGUCGCGUACGGUAUUCGUAUGGUCACGUAUACGUUCAUCCAGCACCCGUGGCUGGUUCUUCCGAUCGAGGUGCUGCACGGCUUAACAUAUGGGUUGCUGCUGGCGGCAUUUACGAACUAUAUCUAUGAGGCUGCUCCCAAGGGUACAGAGGGAACGAUGAUCGGUGUGCUCUUCGCUGUCCAACGCGGCAUUGGCGGUGGUCUGAGUACUCUCGGAGGUGGUUGGGUCUACGAAGUGUUGGGAGGUCGCGCUAUGUGGGGCAUUGCGGGCUUCGUUGUGUUCCCGCUCUCACUGCUGGUCACGGGCGGAUUCGCGUACUUGGCACAUAGCUACGCCACGCAGAGCCCGGCCGUCAGCAAGGGUAGCGUCACGUCGGACGAGAGCUCAUUGCUUGCCACGUCGGAUGACUACGGCGCCACUGUGGACGUCAGCGCGCAGUGUUAAGUGGUAAAAAAUGUCUUGAAGUAGAGGUAGGAGACAUACAUGUAGAUGUUCAGCCAGCGCCAAGUCACCCGUCGCAAUAUAACGCCGUGUUCGACGUCUUUCUAGAGCUCGUGGUCAGAAGCACAUGAGCAUGGCGAUUGUGUCAAA
This is a messenger RNA of Phytophthora nicotianae INRA-310, 1455 nucleotides long. RefSeq lists its product as hypothetical. Gene Ontology annotation, cellular component: membrane. Gene Ontology annotation, molecular function: transmembrane transporter activity. Bases 1 to 1308 code for a protein of 435 amino acids. The record is from RefSeq and is a predicted model, not a curated record. The transcript has 2 exons. NCBI's taxonomy places the organism in Eukaryota, Oomycota, Peronosporomycetes, Peronosporales, Peronosporaceae.